CUUCCACAGGAAAUGGGUACGACUGCUAAGUCUAGAAAUUCUAUUGCUUUCUUCUUCAAUCACUUGUUUAUCAAUCCUCGUUAUUGUCAUUUAAGGCUUUCUUUCCAUACUCAAAAGUUCUAUUAUUGUCGCUGUUUUAGUGCGACUUCUGCUAAACUUACCAAUAGUGAUAGAGAUAAUGUUGAAAGCCCCAAACAGUUCUUGAAAUCUGUGAGAGAUCGAUGCAGAUCUCGCAGCUUUAAGAAUCUUGAUGAUGCCUUAGGCCUGUUUGAUAGAAUGCUUCACAUGCACCCUUUGCCCGCCGUCGUGGAUUUUAAUCAAUUGCUGACUGCAAUUGCAAGAAUGAAGCAUCACUCAACCGUGAUUUCUCUAAUUAAAGAAAUGGAACCGCUAGGCAUUGCUCCAGAUGUUUAUACUUUGGGCAUUCUGGUUAAUUGCUUUUGCCAUUUGAACCGGGUGGAUUUCGGCUUUUGUAUUUUAGCCAGAAUCUUGAAACUUGGUUUUCAACCGAACUGUACAAUUCUUACUACUCUUGUCAAUGGGCUCUCUCUUCAUGGUAAAAUUGCUGAAGCUGUGAAGUUGGUUAACAAAAUGGAGAAGAUAGGCUACAAACCUGAUAUAGUUACCUACGGAACGAUAAUUAAUUGUUUGUGUAAAAUAGGUAAGACCAGUGAAGCUAUUGGGUUGUUAAGAAAGAUGGAUGAAGGAAAUCUUGAACUUAAUGUAGUGCUGUAUAGUACAAUCAUUGAUAGUUUAUGUAAGGAUAGAUUAGUAACUGAGGCUUUGAAUUUUUUGUCUGAAAUGACUAGUAAAGGAAUUCAGCCAAACGUUUUCACUUACAGUUCUUUAAUUCAAGGCCUAUGCAAUUUCGGCCGGUGGAAGGAGACAAUUAAACUAUGGAAGGAGAUGGUUGAAAGGAAAAUCAUGCCAGAUGUAAAUACAUUCAGCAUAUUGGUGGACACAUUUUCCAAAGAAGGGAAGUUGACAGAGGCAGAAGAAGUUUUUGAUGUGAUGAUUCAUAGAGGCAUAGAGCCUAACACAAUCACUUACACUUCUUUGAUUGAUGGUUAUUGUUUGCAAAAUAGAAUAGAUGAAGCUGUCAAAGCAUUUAAAACGAUGGUUAGAAAGGGUUGUUCGCCUUCUAUUGUUAGCUAUAACAUAUUGAUCCAUGUAUAUUGUAAAAAUAGAAGAAUUGAUGAUGCAAUGAGUCUCUUCCAUGAAAUGACUAACAAUGACAUGAUUCCUGAUGUUGUCACUUACACCACUCUUAUAGGCGGGUUUUGCCGAGUUGGGAAACUUAAGAAUGCACUAGAGCUACUCCAUGAGAUGCAAGUUUGUGGCCAACCUCCAAAUCUCCAGACUUGUGCUAUUUUGUUAGAUGGCCUGUGUAAGAACCUACAAUUUUCUGAGGCAAUGGAAUUGUUUCAAGAGAUGGAAGCCAAAAAGGUACAAACAUAUUUGCUGCAAGUCAUUAAGGCAAACCCGAUGAAGUUGGUAUCUAGGAUAAAGAAGAUACAAGAAGAUCUGUUGACCUUGAAAGAGCAAUGUCAUGAACUUCUAGCAGCCAAACAGGAUUUGAUUGAUAAGGCUCGGACCACUCUUGUUGGGAACACAAGGUUACUGCAGCGGAUGCAAGCAUCUGUGGGCACCCCCUCCAGUGAUUCCGAUGAUCCAGCCUUUGCUAACUUCAACCAGAUCGUUGAUGAGUGGGCAGUUCAAGUGAGAUCAAGGACAGGGGAUGAUGAGAGGCAUGAAUCGGAUUCUCAGGAUCUUAACAAAUUACUCUUCUCAGCUAUAGUCCAAAGCAACUGAACAUGCUGGAAAGAGUUGGGUGCGAAGCAUCAUGUUCCAACCUCUAGGCACCAAGGGAUUUGAAGUUAGGGCACAAUAAGGUAAAUGCUGUAGUGUGGCCAAAAACUGGUGUACAUUAUUUGAUAUUGUUUUGCUGAAUUCAGUUGAUUUCAUGUAAUAUCGGAUUGUGUAUGAUAUUGAUUUGUACUCGAAAAAUUCUUCUGUUCAAAAAUAAUUUAAAUGUUGCGGAUUA
Molecule: messenger RNA, 2044 nt
Organism: Alnus glutinosa
Lineage: Eukaryota; Viridiplantae; Streptophyta; Magnoliopsida; Fagales; Betulaceae
Product: pentatricopeptide repeat-containing protein At1g62914, mitochondrial-like
Molecular function (GO): protein binding
Source: RefSeq, a predicted model, not a curated record